Messenger RNA from Rhagoletis zephyria (snowberry fruit fly), 1023 nucleotides. RefSeq names its product serine-threonine kinase receptor-associated protein-like. Gene Ontology annotation, biological process: spliceosomal snRNP assembly. Gene Ontology annotation, cellular component: SMN complex. The record is from RefSeq and is a predicted model, not a curated record. NCBI's taxonomy places the organism in Eukaryota, Metazoa, Arthropoda, Insecta, Diptera, Tephritidae. Gene Ontology annotation, molecular function: RNA binding; protein binding.
AUGUCCUCGCUGAAGCAGACACCGCUCACCUGCAACGGCCACACGAGACCCAUUGUGCAUCUGCACUUUAGUGAGCAGACCAAGUCCGGCUACUACCUCGUCUCGGCGUCCAAAGAUGGCAAACCGCAGAUCAGACAGGGCGACACGGGCGACUGGCUGGGCACCUUUGAGGGACACAAAGGCGCCGUCUGGGGCGUCGUUCUCAACAGCGACGGAACUCGGGCGGCCACCGGUUCGGCCGAUUUCACCGCCAAGAUUUGGAACGCCGUCACCGGCGACGAGCUGCACUCCCUGCCGCACAAGCACAUCGUCAAGAGCGUCGACUUCAGCACCGACGACCGCCUCCUGCUGACGGCCAGCAAUGAGAAGAUCAUUCGCAUCUACGACCUGAACAACGUCAACUCAGAGCCUCAGAUGAUGACCGGCCACACCGACAACAUCCGCCACGUCGUCUUCAGCAGCGUGGACAGCGGUCAGCAGUGCGUGAGCGCCUGCGACGACAAGACGGUCCGCUUCUGGGACCGCCGCUCCCAAGGGGAGGUCUUCAAGCUGACCUUCGACGAGGUGCCGACCAGCAUCGAGGUGACCCGCGACAAGUCGAUCCUCUCCAUCUGCUACGGCUCGCAGGUGCAGUUCUUCAGUCUGCAGUCGAUGACGGCGCUGGCCGAGUGGCGCCUCCCCACGCCCGUCUACAGCUGCUCGCUCCAUCCGCAGAAGAACGUCUUCGUCUGCGGCGGCGACGACUUUCUCCUCUACAAGUACGACUACCAAACGGGGGAGCAACUCGAAUCCUUCAAGGGCCACUUUGGCGCCGUCCACUGCGUCCGCUUCUCGCCGGACGGCGAACUGUACGCCAGCGGCAGCGAGGACGGCACACUUCGCCUCUGGCAGAACACCGUCGGCAAGACGUACGGCCUGUGGAAGUACGUCAGCAACGGCAACGGAGGCGGCAACGGAGGCGGCGGCGAUGAGGGCGGAGAGGGCGGCGGCCCAGUGGCAAAUGAUAGCAACAACAAGGUUUAG